This is a messenger RNA of Miscanthus lutarioriparius, 480 nucleotides long. NCBI's taxonomy places the organism in Eukaryota, Viridiplantae, Streptophyta, Magnoliopsida, Poales, Poaceae. The record is from the annotation of a GenBank genome assembly.
AUGAAGCAGCUUCAAGAGGCUCUGUUGGUGGAAAAUGAUAAGAUAAGAAAUGGUAACAGGGAGGCGCUGACGGCCCUCCGGAAACAAGCUAGGACAACCAAGACUAGCGUGCCAUCUCCCUUUGAGGUCAUAAUGAAAGAGAUGGAAAGAAGCUCUGCCAAGCAGCUGAUAAAGGAGAUAUGCCCAAGUUGUGGAGAUCAUGACCCCAAGGAACAUACUUGGCUAAUGUUUCCUGGAUCAGAUAUUUUUGCCCGUGUUCCAUUUCAUGUCGCACACACUGUUGUGGAAAAAGACCAAGAACGCCUGGAUCUGGAUACCAAGAAACUGCAAAGCUUUGUCAAGGAGAAAUCACUUGUGAUUGCCGAAAAAGGUGCCCUAGCAGGCAAAUUCGGUGUUGACACCGUGAAAUCUUUGGUUAGCCUUACGGACACAACUAAAUCGACACGGGAGGGAGGGGAGGUGAAGUACCAGUUGGGUUGA